This is a messenger RNA of Volvox carteri f. nagariensis, 1920 nucleotides long. RefSeq lists its product as uncharacterized. The record is from RefSeq and is a predicted model, not a curated record. Gene Ontology annotation, biological process: regulation of mitochondrial mRNA stability; chloroplast rRNA processing; mitochondrial RNA processing. Gene Ontology annotation, molecular function: RNA binding. Lineage: Eukaryota; Viridiplantae; Chlorophyta; Chlorophyceae; Chlamydomonadales; Volvocaceae. The annotation marks the transcript as partial. Gene Ontology annotation, cellular component: mitochondrial matrix; ribonucleoprotein granule. The transcript is spliced from 11 exons.
AUGCAUUUCACAUCACAUCCGUGUUUACUGUGCCUGCGGCUCUCCCUCAUCGUCCUCAGCGGUGUCCUCCUCCUCUUCUCCUCCGAGGAGUCCUCCAGCGCCGCCGCCGCCGCCGCCGCGGGCCCACCACCACGGCCAACCCCCGGCCGCGACCACCGCGGCUACGGCUGCCGCGGCCACGGCCCGCGCCACGCCGACCUUCCCCCACACGCUCGGGUCCGCGUCCGCGCCUGGGCAUACAGUUGUCCGCUCCCGGGGGGCCGGUCUCGCGCGCUGACCGACGGCAGUCGCCCUAAGACAUCCACGUAUCUCAACGCCGCGGUGGAUGCCCCUGGCUGCACUACCGUCGCCGCCUUGAUCCAGGCCGCGCCAACCCGUGCAAACGGCGGGUUCGCGACCAGCUGUGACACCAUCCCACCCCGCCGCUGUCAGACCCUCCUCCCGCGUGCCGCUCUGGACGACCGCUUCCUCCAGCAGCCGCUGCCGCCGCCCCAGCAGCAGCCACCGCUCCCCCCUAAUGGACAGCAGCUGCUUUGGCCCGCGCGAGCCGCCGCAACCCCCACUAGCACCACCACCAGCCCCGGGUCCCCCAGCCCUAUCCCUAGCCCCAGCCCUAACUCCAGCGUCAGCAUCAGCAGCACCGCCCCUGCGGAGGCCCUCCGGCCCCGCCGCUUCAGUGCACCCGUUAUUGCUCGGCUGCUGAGCGCGCUCCGUGUGUUGGUGCCGAUGGUGCUGGCGGAUCUGGACGGCGUCAGCGGCUCCGACUUGUCCAAGGUGGUUUCGGCGCUUGCCGUACUGCGGUACGACAAUAAGGUGGUCGUCGAGCAGCUGCUGCAGGUGCUGUCGCUCAAGCUGGUUGAGUGUAGCCCCCAGCUGGCAAACGUGUUGGUGUCCCUGGCCAUGUUGGGGGUGCCCCCCGACCCCUACGUGCGCUCCAAUAUCUACACGGCUGUAAGGUACCAGAUCCGCCGCUUCAUGCCCCGUGACCUAGCGCUCACGUUGUGGGCGUACGGCGCUAUGGGUACGGACGUGCAGGAGGAUGCCGUAUUGGUGCUUCUGGAGGCCAGCAAACCCAGGCUGGCGGCCUUCUCACCCCUGCACCUGACCAAGGCGGCACAGGGGCUGGCGGCGCUGCGGUACAGACCCCCGCCGGAGUGGGUGGCGGCCUACUGCGAGGCGCUGCGCCCAGCGCUGCGCCGUACAGCUUCCCGGGAGCUAUGUGCCGUACUGUUGGCCCUGGCGGACCUCCAGGUGACGCUGGACGACACCACCCGCGCCACCCUUCUCGUCCACACGCUCACCUCCCUUCCCUCCCUGGCCCCCCCCGAGCUCGCCCUCUCCAUCUGGUCUCUGGGCCGCCUCACCUCCACCGGCUUGCCCGCCCUCAUCGACCUCGACACCUCUUCCCGGGGGGUGUUCAGCGGGGGGGAGCUGCAGCAGCUGCUGGAGGGGCUCACGAGGCUGGCCCUACAGCCGCCCCUGGAGUGGAUGCAGGCGUAUGUGGGGGCACUGCAGCCCAAGCUGGCGGCGCUGGAGGCUCAUCAGUUGGCUGGCGUGUUGGGCAGCUUGGCUGCUCAGCAGUACCGCCCGGAGCCCCACAUGCAGCGCGUGGUGAUGGACGCAACGCAACAAAACAUGCGCCAGCUCCUGGCCGACACCACUGCCACCGCCUCCCUCAUCACCGCCCUCCGCCGGCUCAACAUCGAGCCCCCCCCCUCCUGGGUGGCGGCCCUCCUGGAGGCCUCGAGGUCCGCACUCAAGAACCGAGCCACGGACCUGCACCUGGCCAACCUGGCGGGGGCACUGGCGGCCUGGGGGGUGCGGCCGGAUGGCAGGUGGACAGCCCGGUUGAUGUGGCGCAGCCAGGUGCUCAUGCAGCAGGGCCGCAUGUCGCCGAGAGCGCUGGUUGCCCUGCUGCAG